Messenger RNA from Brassicogethes aeneus, 801 nucleotides. The record is from the annotation of a GenBank genome assembly. Lineage: Eukaryota; Metazoa; Arthropoda; Insecta; Coleoptera; Nitidulidae.
CUUCCUUUCAUGUUGGGAAACUUUUUGCAAAUGGCUCUUUCCGGUUCACGCUGCAUAGAGUAGACGUGAACGUAGUGUAUUUUUAUUAAAAUCACUUAUCCUUAGUGGAUAUCACAAUAAGUAAACAUGGAUGUUGAUGAUGUGGUAGAAGCCGCGCCUAAAAUCGCUGAAGUUCCUGAAAUCAAACUGUUCGGUAGAUGGAACUGUGAUGAUGUACAAGUUUCAGAUAUGUCCCUUCAGGAUUACAUUGCAGUAAAAGAAAAAAAUGCUAAAUACCUUCCUCAUUCAGCUGGUCGUUAUGCUGCUAAGAGGUUUAGAAAAGCACAAUGCCCAAUUGUGGAACGUUUGACAAACUCCCUUAUGAUGCAUGGUCGUAACAAUGGAAAAAAACUAAUGGCUGUCCGUAUUGUAAAGCAUGCCUUUGAAAUCAUUCAUUUGCUUACUGGUGAAAACCCAUUACAGGUGGUUGUUACCGCCAUCAUCAACUCCGGACCACGUGAGGACUCCACCCGUAUUGGUAGGGCUGGUACAGUAAGGAGACAGGCUGUUGACGUGUCACCCCUUCGUAGAGUUAACCAGGCUAUCUGGUUGCUUUGCACCGGAGCACGUGAAGCCGCUUUCCGUAACAUUAAGACCAUCGCUGAAUGUUUAGCUGAUGAACUUAUCAACGCCGCUAAAGGAUCGUCAAAUUCUUAUGCCAUCAAAAAGAAGGAUGAGCUUGAACGUGUCGCUAAAUCUAACCGUUAAUUUUAUAUAUUUACUGUUCUGUAUUUAAUCGUACAGAUUCAAUAAAAGUUUUGU